Dioscorea cayenensis subsp. rotundata (Guinea yam) is the source of this 1575-nucleotide messenger RNA. RefSeq names its product methyltransferase-like protein 2. Gene Ontology annotation, molecular function: nucleic acid binding; methyltransferase activity. The coding region runs from base 181 to 1440 and encodes 419 amino acids. Gene Ontology annotation, cellular component: RNA N6-methyladenosine methyltransferase complex; nucleus. NCBI's taxonomy places the organism in Eukaryota, Viridiplantae, Streptophyta, Magnoliopsida, Dioscoreales, Dioscoreaceae. The transcript is spliced from 10 exons. The record is from RefSeq and is a predicted model, not a curated record.
UCUCUCUUCUCCAACCUUCCAAUCUUCGUUAAUGGCUGCAAUUCUUCUUUAAAAAGGGCUCCCAUUAAUCCCAGAUGAACUUGUAUUCAUGGUGUUCUUCUGAUUCAUAGGGGGCCUAGAACAAAGAUGGGAGUUUCGCUGAUAACGCCUUCUCUUUCUCAUUGACAUUGUCUUUUGCAUAUGGAAUAUGACGUACAUGAUGAGCUCUUAUCCUUCAUGAGUUCUGGCAUAUAUCGAUUCAGUGGGUCAAAUGUAGUCUUUGUUGAUCCUGUUCGUGUGCUUAGUAAUUCAUACAGCCGGUUUAGGAUUAAUUCUGCUGGCUACUACUCUCGCUUCUUUGGAGUCCCCAGCAAAGGAAAUGAUGGCAAUUCUGUAGAUUCAUCUAGUUCUAUGAAGAAUAAGAAGCGAAAGAGAAAUUCUCAGAGUCUCAAUGAGAGGGAGAAGUCUGCAGAGAAUCGUCAUCAAAAUGCCAGGCCAUUCUUAGUGAGUGCAUACGAGUCUUUUCAAAGAGCCACAGAUCUUUUACAUUUCCUCCCAAGCUUAUUGAAGGAGGAUGAUUCCAUGCCUGAUAAGUGUGACACAGAACUGAAUUUCAUUGAGCUUGGUAGCCUUUGGCAAGCUCCUCUUUAUGAGAUAUCCCUUAGUCUCCCCAUGGAGAACAUACCAGCUGAAGGAGGUUCUCAACCUAGCUGCUGUGAAGGGAGAGCAGUCCCAGUGUUUAAUAACUUGAUCAGGAAUCAAUCUAGUUAUGACUUGGAGGCUGACUUUUUGAACAGACAGUAUAUACUCCCUGGAAAGUGCCGCUUCUUCAUGUCUGACUUGAGAAGAGUUCAUGACCUCAUUCCUGCUCAACCUGAUUAUGGCUAUAACCUUAUCAUCAUUGAUCCGCCAUGGGAGAAUGGGAGCGUGUAUCAGAAAGCAGUUUAUCCUACGUUGCCUAAUAGAUACUUAUUAUACCUUCCGAUCAAGCAACUGGCACAUAUAGAUGGAGCCCUUGUGGUUUUAUGGAUCACUAACAGGGAGAAGUUGCGUGCAUUUGUGGAGGAUGAGCUCUUUCCUGCUUGGGGGGUGGCUGAUAUUUCAGAGUUUUUCUGGCUAAAGGUAAAACCUGAUGGCUCCUUGAUUGGUGAACUGGAUUUGUUUCAUCAUAGACCUUAUGAAUGCCUUCUUCUCGGUUACAUCAAUGCAAAGAAUGUUAAUUCUGAAAAAAUUCCAAAAAAUAAAGUUAUUGUCAGUAUUCCUGGUUCUCACUCAAGGAAGCCUCCAUUGGGAAGGUUACUAUCUGAAUAUGUUCCAGGCCCAAAGCCUGCAAGAUGUAUUGAUCUAUUUGCUAGAGAAUUGGUGGCUGGCUGGACUUCUUGGGGUAAUGAACCUCUCCACUUUCAAGAUUCAAAGUACUUUUUGCAAAGAGGCAGUACAAUCAGUGAUACUGAUGCAUAAUUCGAUCUUAUCACCAUGUACGUGCCCUUGCUACUCCCUUUAUUUUAUAUGAGCAUCUUAUGUGGAAAAUUUACAGGAGAACCAUUUGUUGACUCUUCUUAUGCUUCUGAUGUACCAUAGAAAUUAUAUUGUCCA